ACUUUUUACUGGCCAAGUCCAAAUAAAUUUCUAAAAAAGCCCAAAUUUCUCAUUGUUCAAGUAAUGAUAAAUCCAGCCCAUUUUCAAUUUCUCCGUUUCUUUCUCAAACAGUUGCGGGAAGCAGCCGCGACCUGCGAGGCGCUAAUCAUCCUUCCAUCUCUCAACGUCUCUAGGUAAAGCUCCUGCUUUCUUACCCUAUAUGCUUUGUUUUCAGGUUCUGACUUUUGUCCCUUUGUUUAAAUUCUAUUGUUUUCUUUUGUAUAAUCAAACUCAACACACCCAUUUUUCUCCUUCUGAAAAGUCCAAGUCUUGUUUUCUCUGUUAAGUUCCUUCUCUCUCUAGAAUCACUGGUAUGGACAAUGGAGUAAGGAAAUAGGAUUUGGGUAUGGGUAACAACCCUGUUUGUUGUUGACGCAAAAGGGUGACGACUUUUGGGAAGACAUGUUAGUUUUUAUUGAUGUCUCCUUUUACCCAGUUGCUUGCUUACUGUAUUGGAUGUUGUGCUGUUUUUUGUUUAAUUAUUCUCUUAAUUUCUUGGCUUCUUUUUUGCUGUUUAAGUGUGAUGGAUACUUGAUGUUAGCUCAAUUUGUUGUCUUUAUAUUUUUCAUGGCCUCUUGGGCAAAGUCCGUUGAUUGUGUUCAUGCCUUUGGUUGCCUUGUCUUUUUUGGCCUUCAAUGCCUCUUUAUCAUUUAGUCAACCUGCUUGUAAAAAAUGGAUUUUUAGUUUUUUACUUCUUGUUAUGGCUUAUAUGCUUCACUGAACAACGAAAAUGUGCUUUGUAAUAGAACGAGGCAAGCAUUACCAUUUUUUCCCUAAUGCUGGAGCAACUCUGGUUUAUGGCUUUCUAAGGGGACCUUGGUUUAGUGCUUUCUAGAUGAAUUCACUCGCUUAGGAGAUUCUUUUUCUUAAUUGUUUUUUUAGUGAUGUACUUGUUUGAACAUAUGCAGACUUUGCCUUGGCUUUCUUAAAUUUUCUCAUUCAAGUUUGCACAAUCUCAUUUGAUUUAUUAUUGGUAUCUUUUUUCCCUAGCAACUUUGUACUUCAUAUAGGCUGAGGCAACUAAAUUUGGGUUUUCAUU
This is a messenger RNA of Rubroshorea leprosula, 1078 nucleotides long. The record is from the annotation of a GenBank genome assembly. NCBI's taxonomy places the organism in Eukaryota, Viridiplantae, Streptophyta, Magnoliopsida, Malvales, Dipterocarpaceae.